AUGUUCGUGCUGGACACGACGCAGCCCGAGAUGAGCCCGGAGACGAACCUUCAGAUUUACACGAUCAUGGAAUACGCUUCAGGCAUGAUGGAAAAAUACGAGAGCUCAGCUACAGCACCGUAUCUGCUAUUCCCCGUGCCAGGCGGAUAUCCGCUAGGAUGGAUGUCCCACGUGGGGAUCUCGACGCAGCUGCAACUCGUACUCGUCGGUCUGGUCGGCACCGAAAUGGGGGUGGUAAUGAUCACGCUAUUCAUGACACGGCAACAGGCCAUUAUGCCCGAUUCACAUCCACUAAAAUGGUCGUCACGAACGGGACAUGCGCUCCUCAUUGCCGGCCACCUGGUGUUAUAUUUGCAUAUCAGCGGCAUGCUUCUUUAUAUGCUCGCCCACGACGACCAAUCGGCCGCGAAAAAGAUUUAUCAGGAGGCUGUCCAAACGGUUCGUCAUUUUCAGAAAUAUCCAUUCUUUCGCCGUUUCUUUGACAUUGAGUCCCUGUACGUCUUUGACCCCGACAUUGGCGGCAUCAUAAUAGUGAACCUAGUCGUUUUGUUCUUCAUCUUUCUCGCCAUGAUUCUGGGGUUUUUGCCGAUAACCCUCGGCAUCACGGGGUUGCAUGGAUUCUGUACUACCCUGGUGACAAUGUUCAUCUACAGACCCUACUCGGAAUAUAUCAAGGAAUCGGCGAUGGGCGUCCUCGAGUUCUUUGCGCCUGAAAUUCCAAUGAUCGGAAAGACU
Molecule: messenger RNA, 735 nt
Organism: Mesorhabditis spiculigera
Lineage: Eukaryota; Metazoa; Nematoda; Chromadorea; Rhabditida; Rhabditidae
Source: the annotation of a GenBank genome assembly